Messenger RNA from Dufourea novaeangliae, 1340 nucleotides. Its product is annotated as neuralized-like protein 2. Gene Ontology annotation, molecular function: ubiquitin protein ligase activity. The record is from RefSeq and is a predicted model, not a curated record. Gene Ontology annotation, biological process: intracellular signal transduction. Lineage: Eukaryota; Metazoa; Arthropoda; Insecta; Hymenoptera; Halictidae. The transcript is spliced from 3 exons. The coding region runs from base 434 to 1240 and encodes 268 amino acids.
UCAAGUUAUUAUAUUACCAAAGUUCUCUCACUUUGUGUCAGAUUUCGUUUUUCUUCAACGCUCAUAUUAUUCGCAAGGUAUUCUUAUGAUAACUACAUAUACAGAUUCUAUAAAAGAGUAGCGCUGAAUUGUACAGCAGUUUGGCACCGCUUUCGCAGAAAGCAAUACAGAGAUGGAUACUUAACCUCACUUUCUCAGCCGCUCAGUGAAGGGAGCAACCAUGUAAGCCGUCGAAAGCAUUCCAAUGUGUCAUUUAAGCCGAACAUUCCUCGUGGAGGGUGUAUCCACAUUCGUUUCUGCCAAGUGUUCUAGCGUCUCGUAAUCCUUCUUCAACAAUUAUUCUCGACGAAGUUUCCCGCAAAGACGGGUGCGUACAGCGUUGAUUCGUAGUACCGGUACUCGGAACCGAAUUUUCUUCUACCUCAGCCUCACAAUGACUGAGAAAUCUAAAAGGAUAGUAACAAGAUUCCACCCAACUCAUGGGCAAAACAUUGUGCUCAUGGAAGACAGUACGGUAGCUUAUCGUACUGCCAGCUUUGCCAAUUCCCUGGCCUUCAGUGAAAAACCCCUGCAGCCAGGUGAAAUCUUCCUGGUUGAGAUUGAAGAAACAGAAAGAGGUUGGAGCGGACAUAUGAGACUAGGUCUUACAUUAAUCGACCCGGCUUCUGUUAAUGAUAGCCUGCCCCAAUAUGGUAUGCCUAAUCUGGGCAGUUUGGGUUAUACGUGGAUAUUUGCCAUUACCAAGAAUCACACUAUAUGGGACAGUUUUGAAGGUAUUGCAGGCACAGGCUAUGGUGAAGGAAAAUUAUCCAGGGAGAAAAAAUUAAUUACAGACGGAGAUAAUGUUCAAACAUCGAGGGGAAUUAUUCCAUUGAAUGCUCUCAGACCAAACGUAAUCACUUCAUCUCAUUAUAUCCUACCCACAGAUGUUGGAAGUCGUAUUGGAAUUAUGUAUGUGCCACAGGCUGGCACUGGCGAAGCAGAAAUGCAUUUUAUAAUAAAUGGAGUAGACCAGGGUAUAUGUGCAAGGCACAUACCCUACAAGACAGGACCUUUGCGUGCAGUAGUAGAUGUGUACGGCACUACCAAACAAGUCAGGAUAGUUCAAUUGUACGGUGCUGUAUCCACCCUACAGAGUGCCUGCCGCGACGCUAUACUACAGUAUACUAAGAAAAACGCAGUUGAUUCGCUUCCACUUCCGCGGGCUCUAAAGGAUUAUUUACUGUAUAAAUCGCAGUGAAAAAUCGUAUCAUUCCAUCUCGUCACUCGACAUUACCUUUUACCUUUGUUCGGAUAAUAGUAUCAGUACUCGUUAUUAUUCCUUUGCAAUUAACUGUUUU